Messenger RNA from Adineta ricciae, 3204 nucleotides. NCBI's taxonomy places the organism in Eukaryota, Metazoa, Rotifera, Eurotatoria, Adinetida, Adinetidae. The record is from the annotation of a GenBank genome assembly.
AUGUCUUCGUCUCCAGUCGAUCGAAUGUCUGGUGCAUCAACACCGACACUUCUCGCCAUGUCUUCAUCGGUAACGAAUCGAUUACAUGAAGAACUGAACGGUUUAAAACGUUGGCGGCAAAUGUAUGAUUCUGCUAUGAAUGAAAAAAACGAAGAAGUGCAAAAACUUCAGUUGAUUAAUCAACGACAAUCACAAGCAUUAAAUGAUUCCAUUGUACAAAUUGAACAGCAAACUAUGACAAUCAAUUCAAUGAAACAAAACGAAGUUUUAUUAGAGAAAAAAGUUACCAAAUUGGAAGAGUUCCAUUAUAUAUUGAAAAAGAAUGUUGCUAAAUUGGAGAAAAAUGUUUCACAAUGUGAAUUUGUUCGUGUUGAUCUUGAACGAAUGUACGAAAACCAGGAUCGAAAUGUCAAACUACUUGCUGAUCGUGUCGACUCGACAAUCGAAAUGAAAUUACAAAAUUUGCAAUCCCAAUUGAAAUUAGUUGAACAGCUUUAUCAACAAGCGCGUCAGGAACUUGACAAACACAUUCAUGAACGAACACAAGAAAAGUCACAAGCAACAACUCAGAUUGUUGAAUUAACUUCGAAAAUCUCCACGACUGAAACUGAAAUCAAUCGAUUACAAAUUUCAAAUGCAGAUGCACAAUCGAAAUGCUUUGAGCUAACAGAAGAAAUCAACAAAUAUCAACAGAUGUUCGAAACAUUAACAUUCGAGAAUGACGCUAAACUUGCGUCGAAAGAUGAACAAAUUGAAAAUUUACAAAAACGAAUUGAUACGUUAGUACUAAAGAUUGACGAUAGCAAAGAAGAGAUUUUUAAUCUACAAGAAUCGAAUAAAAAUUUACAGAAUCGACUAGAUGAAAUGAAACAAAAAACCGUCGAACAUACGGAAUAUCAUGAAACUCAAGUUCAAGCACGACAAGCUGAAAUAACCAUUCGAGAGCGUGAAAAUGAACAAUUACAAUUGAAAAAUGAUCUUUUGGUCGAACAAUUAGUCUAUGGCGAAAAACAAAUCGAAGAGCUUAAAGAGAAGAACCAAUCAUUACAAAAGCAAAUUGAUGAAAUGAACCAGAACUUGAAGAAACAGUUGAUCGAAACACAUGAGCAACUAGAAAAACAAAUUGGAGAUUAUGCUCAACAAUCGUUGGAAUAUGAUAAUCGAUUGGAAGAAAAGAUCAAUGAAAUUAACGCGAAGAACAAACUUUAUGAUGAAUUAUCGAUGAAAUAUCAAGAAUUAUUAGCAAAAACAGAAGAGACAGAAGAAGAAAUAACACAAUUGACAAAAGAAAAUGAAGAAUUACGAGCACAGAAUCAUGUUUUACUUCAAGAAACCGAUGAACACGCGGAGCAAAUCAAACGAAAAGAUGUUAUUGUCGAAGCUACCAAUAUCGAAAUAGGUGAAAAAGAAAAAGAAAUUGAAGAAAUAAAAGCAAAACUAGCUUUAGUCGAAGAACGUCUUUCAAAAAAUCAAAAUUUACUAACAUCAUUACGUUCAUCCAUGGGUGAAAAAGAUGCAAAAAUUAAACGUCUUGAACAAAGUACUGUCGCUUCUCAACCAUCACGAGCGACAGCUGUACGUCGAACUGGUAUCAAUCAUCCUCUGGCAACACAACUCAAACCAACAACAGCAGCAGCAGCUCCUAUUCGACCACCUCUACCGCCGCUCCCGACAACAGUCAAUCAACAAACAAAAGCGAAUUCCCGAGAAAAACGAAUGUUGCCACCACCAGCAGCGAAUGAGUUGACAUCAACGCCCAAGAAAAUGCGUCGACUUAGUCAAACAAAAGCAGCCAUUGACCAAGCUCAUGUUCUUGAACAAUCAGUUUCACCUGUACUUGAUGAUGAUCGAGAUGAAAUCGCCUCAAAUACCAGUGUAGCGUUUCUUCUUCACCCAAAAGUAACCAUGAGUGGAAACGAAGACGAUAGCGAUGCAAUCGAUGACGAUUGCUAUGAUACAUUCUUCGAUGAUACAGAUCCAUUUCAAGAUGAUAAUAAUAAUAAUUAUACGACUAAUGUCAAUACCAAUGAUCCUGAACAGUUCGAAUAUACUGUGAGCACGUUGAAAGAAGUACAAGCGCGCUUUGAACCAUCGAUUUUCUCCAAUUCAUACAUUCAUAUGUCAUCGGCUCAAGCGACAUGUUUGAUAUGUUUUAAAAGUCAAACUAAUUUUCAAUCGCUGAUAUGUAAUCAUGCUUUUUGCCAUGAUUGCUGGUCGCAGUACAUCGACACAAAAUUCCAAUCGAACCAUUGUUUAAAUAUUGAGUGUAUGAAGUGCGAUGUUCGAAUUCCGCAAAAUUUCGUGCUGGAACAUCUAUCGUCAGAUAAUUUAAAAGAACUGUAUAAAAAACUGACUAUUAAAUCGAUGAUUCAAAAAAAUCCACAAAUGACACUGUGUUCUGGUUCAUGCGAACGAGUAUUCGAAGCCAUUGACAAACCUAUACCAGGCAAAGUCGAGUGUGAAUUGUGCCAUCUAAAGUUUUGUUUUCAAUGUUCUUUAAACUACCACGCACCUGCCAGUUGUGAUAUCAUGAGAAAUUGGUUAAAUAAAUGUCGAGACGAUUCCGAAACAGCGAAUUACAUAUCAGCAAACACAAAAGAUUGCCCGAAAUGCAAAGUGUGUAUUGAAAAGAACGGUGGAUGUAAUCAUAUGUCAUGUUCCUCAUGUAAUCAUCACUUUUGUUGGAUGUGUCUUGGAGAUUGGAAAACUCAUGAGAAUAAUUACUAUGAAUGUUCAAAAUACCGUGGACAACCUCAAUCUCAAUUGGAAACCAAACAAAGCCGAGCGCGUGAAGCUUUAAAAAAAUAUUUACAUUAUUUCGAACGAUGGGACAAUCAUCAGCGAAGUUUAAAGUUAGAAGAACAAACAAGAGCGAGACUACUCGACAAAGUUGAACAGAAUAUCAACGCGCAAAAUGGAACAUAUAUCGAUUGGCAAUACUUAGAAAAAGCAGCUGAUUCGCUUGCAAAAGCUCGAUAUACCCUCAUGUACACUUACCCCUAUGCUUACUAUCAAGAAGAUACUGUCGACCGGAAUCUUUUUGAGAACAUUCAAGCACAAUUGGAAGUCGAAAUCGAAAAUUUAUCCUAUCAAAUCGAACGUUCAACGAAUCAUAAUCGAGGUGAUAUUGAAAAUCAACGACAUAUUGUCGAACGACGACGACAAACAUUACUUUUUAAAUAUUUUCCUAAAUCAAACUCGUAG